Anarrhichthys ocellatus (wolf-eel) is the source of this 6097-nucleotide messenger RNA. RefSeq names its product phospholipid phosphatase-related protein type 4-like. The record is from RefSeq and is a predicted model, not a curated record. Gene Ontology annotation, biological process: phospholipid dephosphorylation; signal transduction; phospholipid metabolic process. NCBI's taxonomy places the organism in Eukaryota, Metazoa, Chordata, Actinopteri, Perciformes, Anarhichadidae. Gene Ontology annotation, molecular function: phosphatidate phosphatase activity. Gene Ontology annotation, cellular component: plasma membrane. The coding region runs from base 373 to 3576 and encodes 1067 amino acids. The transcript has 11 exons.
AGCUGGAGGAGAGUGAGUGGAGAAGCAUCAGAGUUACGCGGGGGUGUCAGGAGUAAUCCUCUCCUCUGACCACCUUAUGCAUUUCCAGGAUGAAUUUUAAUGUCAGCACACAGGGCGAACAGAUUUAGGGGAGACAAUGCCAGUCCUGCGCCGGCACCAUUUUUGAAGCCCAAGAACCGCAAUUUUAGAGGCGUCCACGGACAAAUCACAUUAGCAGGCAUCGACACCUCCAGCUCACCUCGUCGGGCGAUGGAGGUCUGCCGUUAAGGGCUUGGGGGAACCGGAGUCCGUCGGAAUUUCGCCAAAAUUACGACGGGAAUCAAAUACAGCUCCCUGUCUCCCUGCAACGGGAGAGACCACCGGCCGCUCGUUAUGUCUCGUGCCAAGGAGCGACUGAAAGGCGGGAAUGAGACCAAGGACAGCGUCACUCUGCUGCCGUGCUUUUAUUUUGUAGAGCUCCCUAUCCUGGCCUCCUCUGUUGUCAGUCUUUAUUUCCUGGAGCUGACCGAUAUAUUCCAGCCGGUGCAUUCUGGGUACAGUUGCAAUGACCGCAGUCUGUCUCUGCCCUACAUCCUGCCCAGACAGGAAGUCUGCACACUGCCUCUGCUCUUCAGCUUGGCCUUCGCCGCUCCCACCGCAACAAUUCUGAUAGGAGAGGCCAUUCUGUACUGCUAUCUAUCCAGGAGGUCAUCAGCCACACAGACGGAGGCCAACAUCAACGCUGCAGGCUGUAAUUUCAACUCCUACAUCCGCAGGGCUGUACGCUUCAUAGGUGUCCAUAUCUUCGGCCUGUGUGUGACAGCACUGAUAACUGAUGUUCUCCAGCUGUCCACUGGUCAACACACACCCUAUUGGUUGGAUGUGUGUAAACCCAACUUGACCCACAUUAACAUGUCCACCUGUGAUGAAGCUUUUAUUCUGGAGGAUAUCUGCUCUGGACAAGAUGCUGGGCUCAUCAAUGCUGGGAGGAAGUCUUUCCCCUCCCAGCAUGCAACUCUAGCUGCCUUUGCUGCUGUCUACAUCUCAAUGUACUUCAACGCAGUGCUGACGGACUCUGCCAAGCUGCUGAAGCCUCUCCUGGUGUUCUCCUUCGUCAUGCUGGCCAUCCUGGCCGGGCUGACGAGGAUCAUCCAGUUCAGAAACCAUCCUGUCGACGUCUACUGUGGAUGGUUACUGGGAUCUGCCAUUGCUGUUUAUCUGGGUGUCUAUGCGGUGGGGAAUUUUCAGCCCAGCGAGGAUCGGUCCAGAAGUCGAGCACCUACCCCCACCCUGAGAGAGCCCCACCUCUCCUCCCUACCCAAUGUCAGUCAAUCUGCGAUUAGCAACAGCCACCAAGGUCACCACACCCUGGCUCCCAGCCAACCAGAGCCCAUCAUCACAAGGACCUCCUCCCACACAUUGUCCCCCAACCAACCAGAGCCCAUCCUGACACGGAGCGCCUCCUACCGAGAGCCGUCUCUGUCCAAUCUGAAGCGAGCGAGUGCUGAGGUGGAGGUGAUAACCCCAUCUAGUCCUCUGGGCAACCAUGACAACAUGAUGACCUUUAGCAGCAGCACACUGCCAAGGUCCCACGGAGGCUCCUCAUUGGAGGAGGGUCGCAUUCCACGCCGUCAUGCCUCCAUCCACACAUCAAUGGACUCAACCCGAUCCAAACAGCUGCUCAGCCAAUGGAAGAAUAAAAAUGACAACAGGAAGCUAUCCUUGCAGGUGAUGGAUGGAAUAAGACCAGCCUCCUCCUCAUCUCCUCAGAGGAACAUGGAACUGCGCUGCUCUUCUGAACCUUCUGCCAUGGGCCUGGAGGAGCACCGAGGUGUGAUACACCUGCCUUCCCUUAUCGCUUUUCAGGAAACAGAGCUCCGUGCUGGGGCCCACAUCCCAGCUCAGUACAUGAAACUAGCAGCAAGCUCUGUUCCUAUGGCCAAUCAUAAUCACCUGAGCCAUAAUGGCAGCACUGGAUUGACUGGUGGGGCCAGAGUGUCUAUCCAAUCCCGACCUGGAUCCUCCCAGCUGGUUCACAUUCCUGAGGAGGAAAAUCUCAAUAGCAAGGAUCAGGAAAGUGAAUCCGAGGACAGUAUUAUGGAUGGGGGUGGGUCAGUGAGAGAAAAGUGGCUCAGAGUGGCUGAGAAGACCACCAUCCCCUGCAGGCCGCUAAGUGCUGGAGGACAGCCUCGUCUUAUGCAGGUGAUAGCCUUAUCUAAACAGCAGGGUCUGCUUUACUCUCCUCGGUCUGAGGAUGGUGGCAGCACAGUCAGCUGCACCGGAUCCAUUCGGUACCGAGCCCUGACAGACCAGGACCCAUCACCACCGGCCUCCACCACCGGAGCAAUGGGAGGAGGAGGAGGUUUGGAAAGAAGUGGCAGUAUAGUCCGUGUUGAUGCCCACCCAGAAUCCAGAUCAAACAAACCUGUGGUGAAACCUCCGAGCACCGACGGAAGUGGCUCCUGGCGAUGGAAACCACCAGAUCAACGCGCUUCGCUCCAACAGUCAGCUUUCGCCCUCAACGACUUGAACAGACACACAGACAGCUGUGAUUCGCUGAGGGAUGGAGAGUCAGUGGAUGGGCGGAGGAGCGUGACAGGAACUGAAAGUGAGAGCGAAGGGGGAGGAGAAGGAGGAGGAAUAGGAAUGGGUGGUGGGGGAGGUGUAUACACAAACCACCCACAUGUUGUACACCCUUUACAUCCUUUACAUCCCAAUAACCCCAACAACUUCCAGCAACCCAAUUUUAACCCCAACAAUCCCAACUUUAAUAACGCCCACUUUAACUUCAACCCCAACUCUGUCAACUUCAACCCCGACUCUGCCAACUUCAACCCCAACUCAGCCAACUUCAACCCCAACUCUGCCAACUUCAACCCCAACUCUGCCAACUUCAACCCCGACUCUGCCAACUCUGCCAACUUCAACCCCAACUCUGCCAACUUCAACCCCAACUCUGCCAACUUUAACCCAAACUCUGCCAACUUCAACCCCAACUCUGCCAACUUUAACCCAAACUCUGCCAACUUCAACCCCAUCUCUGCCAACUUCAACCCCAACUCCGCCAACUUUGACCCAAACUCUGCCAACUUCAACCCGAUCUCUGCCAACUUCAACCCCAACACGACCAACUCCAACAUGCCGUUUACCCCCACUGCCAACUUUGCUCCUCCCUUCCACCCCCACCCUCAGGCCAUCACCACCAUCAGGGUCACCCCGGUGGAGGUAACGGCAGCCAGCAGCGACGGUGGCUCUGACUGCCAGUCGGUUGCUUCGUCCAGCUGUGAGUCCACCCUGCGGAGGAAGAGUGGCUCCCAGUACGGCCACGUCCCCGAUCGAGGGCCCACCCCCGACCUCCACAAUAACCACCGCCUCUGUGACGACAGUAACCGCCUCGACAAUGAAAGCAGCAACCGGUUCCAUGAAAACCUUCGAAGUUUUCAAGAGAACCCCAUCCACCCUAAUCACCCCAAUCACCCCAACAGGCAGUUGCAGGGGAUGUUUGGCCGUCCCAGCCCAACCCCUCCCCCUACCUUACCACGCCCCAUCCUGAGUCACACUCCGCCUCCUACUCUGGGGUUGGCCUAUAAAGAAUGACACUCCCAGUGUUAAAUUGAUUAAUCUUUACCUGUGAUAAAAAAUGUGUCCAUGGCCAGUACAGCAUUUCAAUGGUGAUGCUGCAUGGGCCAUUCAGAACUUUAGAUUGGGCCAAAAAUGAAAGGAAAUUUGGAUACUCUGUCCACCAUCAUGGGUAAGCCAACAGGGGAUGGCCAAAAGCAUGUUAGUGCCUACCGCAACAUCUCACCUGGCCAAUUAGGGUACAAUAUAUAGCACCCCAGCUGUUUAGUACCCAAUCGAAUAAAUAUUAUGUUUUACAAGGAGAUGUACUGUAAGCUUAUUAAAACUUAUUAGCAAGAGGUUCAUGAUCCUCCUUGGGUCAAAACCCAUUGAGAGCACUACAAAUUAACUCUGCCCAAGAUCUCCCACUGGUCAAUAAGAAAGGACUAUAGUCGCGGCCCAACAUAAGAGGAGGAAGCUUGAUUCAACAUUCUUUCUUGUGUUUAUUUUUUUAUUUGGAUGACUUUGUAAAUGUAAUACAUUGAGUGCACUUGGGCAUAGGCAUAGGCACAAGGAUAAUGGGCUAAAUAAACUGCUGAUCCCUUGACUUACUCAGAGGCUCCAGCCCCCUCGGUCCGUCCAAUAUCUCCCUCCCAGUGAGGUUGGAAUCAGCCUAAUGACUCUCACCCUCUUUCCUCUGACUGCUAGGUCAGUUGUCAUUGGGGUAACAUUCUUAUCACAAUAUUUAUACAUACGGUAUAUUCUUAGCUCUUAUCUUUUAUUAAAACACAGAUACCAAUAUUGAUACAUAAAGUUUACAAUGUAACCACAUGCCAUUAGAUGGAAAUUUGCAUUCAAAGCCCAUAACUGUGCUGUGUUUGUACAUAUGAAUGUGGGUGGCCACAAUGGAAAUUAAACCCACAGUCUUAAUUGUGUCUGGGCUACUUGGGAGUCCCUUUUGGGCAAUAGCAGUAUCUCUUAGUUCAUGGUGGAGUUGUGUUUGUGUUGGAUACGAACAAUAUCACAGGACAUACCUUUUGUUAAAAUAUAGUUAAACAAUCGUUCUAUUUUCUACAUGCUGUGAUUUAAUUGAUGUACAGUAUAUGAAUUAUUCUGACUGUGUAGUAGCUGUUCUGUACACUGGCACAUUCGGCAUGUGAGUCAUCUGAACAAACUUGGACCAUACACAAGUCCAAACAGAUGUUUUCUUUGUUUGGUUCAUUUGAUCAGCUCAUCAUGUCUCCCAGUAUUACAGUAUGGGUGUCAGUACCAAUGACAUUAAUGGUAAUUGUUGGGGAAAAAGAAAUCUAAUAUUUUUAGCAUAAAGUUGUGAUAUUUUUUGAAAAAAAGGUUACAAUAUGACCAGAUAAAGUUGUAGUUCUAUGCGAAAAAAGUCAUAUUAUCUGAUGAGUAUAGUCAUAAUUUGGCAAAAUAUUACAAUAAUGAAAUGUAAUAGAACAAGAACUUACAAUACAAUACAAUAUUUAAUGAAUACAGUCAACAUUUUACAACAAAUGUUUGUAAUUUUGAGAAAACAAAGGCAUACUAUUGAAGUAAUAAAAGUAAAAGUAAAAUCAAUGAAAAGGCAUUACAGUACAAAAACGUCAAAAUGUAACAUGAAUAAAGUGUAAUUUUGCAAAAAUUAACAAUACAAUACAAAUUUCCAAAAGACUAUUUUUAAGGAAAAAUUACAAAGUUAUUUAUUCUAAUUUUAAAAACGAAAAAAUUAUAUUACUACAAGAAUAAUGUCUUUAUUUUAGUUUUUAAUACUUUAAAAUCUGUCAUAUCUGGAGAAAAACAAAAUUGUGGCUCCACAAUCUAAAUUUGAUCAAAAUGCCAAUAUGGCCGACUAUAAUUUUCAGAAUCCCUAGUGGUUCAAUAUUUAAUGGCAAAAUAUGAGUCAAAUUACCAUUUUUUUAAUCGAAUAAUGUUGUGCUAUAGAGAUUUCCUGGCCUGCACAUUAUAUUCUACAGACCUCUUUGUUUGAUACAGAUCCCUUCAAAAUCACACUAUAAUCAUUUUUAUAUUGUUUUCAAUAAAACUGAAUCAUUCCCUCUAAUGUCAAAAAUGAUAUCACAAUUGCACGAUUAGUCAAACAGAAGACUUGACAUGUCUGUCCUAAAAUCUAUGAUAAAAUCAUGCAGACUUUUGAAAGCUAUAACCUUAGAACCUCAAUAACCCAAUAAGUAGGCUGACAGCUGCUCUCACCUGUUUACUACCAUCAAAUAUUAAUAGUAAGUUUUCUUCGAGGAAAAUCAUAACUUUCUUUCAUAAUAUUGUGAAUUCUCUUCUGCCAAAAGUCAAACUUUCUUCAAAUGUAGAUCUUUUUUGUGAAACCGGGACUUAAUUAAGAACUUUUUUUCUUGUACACUUACAACUUUAUUUUGAACAUAUAUUCUCACUCAUGUAUUCUUGUAAUCAGUAUUUUCCCUGAACAGACACUAUAUGUCAUAUCUGUACCACGCUUUUACAACUUUGCUUUUGUAUUUUACUUGUGUGUUUGAAUUCAUGAAGUAGACAAUUGUGAUAUUUCUACACCAUUAACAUACCAACAUUUUAA